Molecule: messenger RNA, 3063 nt
Organism: Xylona heveae TC161
Lineage: Eukaryota; Fungi; Ascomycota; Xylonomycetes; Xylonales; Xylonaceae
Exons: 2
Coding region: 1-3063 (1020 amino acids)
Source: RefSeq, a predicted model, not a curated record
AUGUCUAUCCAUACUCCGCGGCGGCCGUAUAUGCGCGGCCCUUCCCUUGGAAACCAUAACCUCUCUGCGACGUCCUCGCCCAAUCUGGCUGCAUCGUACCAGCGACCGCCGAUGCCUAGUCCGCUCAGCGCCAGCGCGAUUAUGGCACGAAAAGCAUCAUUUAAUCAGCUUACCGCUGGUUCGCUAGCAUCAGUUCCGGACAAUAGUGACAGUUACGGACUUGGAGACUCGCAGAGAUCUGCACGAGGGACACCAAAAACUCCGACCACACGAGUGGUACCUACAAAUGGGGAUGGAGAUAUUGAGGUCGGCGAUACAGUCAAUGUCCCUGGAGGCAUGUACGGGACGAUCAAAUUUAUUGGAGCGGUCAAAGGGAAGAAUGGUGUGUUUGCUGGCGUCGAGCUGAGCCGCGAAUGGGCAUCCCGAGGGAAGAAUGACGGAGCCGUGGAUGGUACCCGAUAUUUUACGACAUCUGUCCGAGGCGCGGGCAUCUUUUUGCCCUUGAGUCGUGCCACCAAACGUGCUUCUCCCACCGCUUCGACGAGAUCUUUCCUGGGAACCCCGACCACCCCGUCCGUGCCUGGCUUCAAUGCGCCAAACAAUGCCGAGUUAUUGUCCCAGUCUACACCUUCAGUACCAAAAUUCAGUCAGUCUGUCGGACCUGGCCGUGGACCUAGUCCGCAGUUCAAACCAAAGUCCCGGCGCUUGUCGCUUCCACGGCCAGAGUCGCCGUUGCGUCAACAACAAAAUCUUCUCCCUACCCCUCGUCAGCCUUCUCUCGGUGCAUCUGUUUCAUCCAACAGUGGGAUCCGUGGGCCUCGAUAUGCACCUAGUCCAACGCCGGGCAGGUUUGGCGCUUCUGUGCGAGGGAGACGAGAAUCAAAUUCCGCGGACCCGAGCAAGAGACCGACAGUAACCCCCAAGGCGGGUCCGAGAUCGAUUAUGAGCCCUCCGCCUCCGCAGGCAAGUUCUCGCAGCGUGUCACGGGCAUCGCGAGCAUCACAGAGUACGUCGCGGCAGAGCGAAGGGUUUGCAUUUGAAGACGACUUUGAAGGUACUCCCAUUGGCGUUGCUCGAACGAACGACAGCGCUGCUGCCCGGUCAGCUUCUGCGCUCAGCAACCGGUUGACACGCACUUCAACUCACACAGCAGACGAGCUAGCUCGAAUGAAGUUGAAGCUGGAAGAGCGAGACCGGCAACUAAAAGAGCAGUCAUCCACUCUUGCAGAAAUGGAAAGCAGCCUUAUCGAGCUGCAAUCCUUGCUUCCUACUCAAGAUUCAGACAUGGUAAUGGGCGUCGGGCCGGGCGACAACGAGGCUAAAAAUGCCGACGUUGCGCAGCUGCGUGCCAUACUGAGAGAAAAGAAUGAAAAGAUUGCUCUCAUCACGGCUGAAUUUGACGCACAUCGCGCCGACUUUAGGAGUACCAUUGACACUCUCGAGCUUGCGAGCGCCGAGACGGAACGGGUCUACGAAAAACGCGUCGAAGAAUUGCUUCAAGAAGUUCGGGAGCUGAACGAGCGCAAUGAAGAUGUGGAAAGCGUUGCCCUUCAGCUCAAACAGCUCGAGGAACUUGUGCAGGAACUCGAAGAAGGACUUGAAGACGCACGACGCGGCGAAGCAGAAGCACGUGGCGAAGUCGAAUUUCUUCGAGGCGAAGUCGAGCGCGGCCGUUCCGAACUGCGACGAGAACGCGACAAGGCAGCUACGGCACUGAAGAGCGGGGGCGCAGUCCCAGGCGCAGGCCCAGCAGCAGCCAUCGAUGGCCGCAUCAGCGCGCGGGACUCGAAAGAAGUUGAGCAAAAGGAUGAUGAGAUUCGCGGGUUGAAGGCCAUUAUCCACUCGCUGAGUCGGGAUUCCGUCAUGUCUUCGACCGAAGCGCGGUCUCCACAAUUUGGAGAUGGAGAGGCGGCUAGUUCGCAGGAGCGUGAGCACAAUCUCCGACUACAAGAGCAACUCGAUGAAGAACGCGCCGCGCGAGAUCGGCUCGAGCAUGAACUCGUCGAGCUGCGAGGACUAUUUGAGCACACGAGCCACCGCGAAGAAGAGCUCGAGCUUGCUCUUGAGCAGGCGGGGUCCGAUGCCAAGGCGCAAACCCAGGGACUACCAGCAUCGAGUCACGUCCACAAUGAGACGCUUGUCCCAGAAUUCGCAUCCGCAUCCACUCCUGCUCCUGCUCCUGCGCCUGCACCUGCGUCAAGUGCGAAACGUCCAAGUCAGCCUGUUCACAUCCAGUACCAUGAAGAAGCAGAGGACGACGACAACAACGACAACGACGUCGACAGUACACGCAGGCCAAGACCAAUGGACAACGACGCCCUGUGGUGCGAGAUUUGCGAAACAGCCGGACACGAUAUCCUCACAUGCACCAAUGUCUUUGGCAGCAAGCGUGGUGACGAUGUUCGCCAAACCACCCCAAGACCUUUGUCUUCUACUUCCUCUUCUUCUUCUCGAACUCCCAGAAAUAGUUCAGGUUCAGGUUCUGGUCCUGGUCAGCGCAACGGCAUGGCCGCCGUGGUCGAAGGCUUGCGCGGACUGGCCCUUUCUCCCCCUCUUCCUCACCCUCCUUCUCAUCCUCCGGCUUCUUUGUCGCGAGACCAAUCCCACCCUUCCCACCCUCUUCACGCUCUUCACCCUCAGCAGCAGCACCACCACCACCACCACCAGCAGCAUCCGCCUCGUUCUUCGUCUCUUGGCGAGCGUGAUCCCGGUCUUCGACCCAUCGACAAAUCCGAGGCCGACUCCACGACCGAGCACCGCGCCGAAGCCGACGUCGCGCCACUUUCUAUAAGUCCUAAGAAACAACGCGCUCCCUCUGCUUCUGUUUCUGCUUCUCCUUCUGCUCCUUUUGCUUCUGCUUCUGCAGCUGCAGCACCAGCUACAUCCGCAGUACCUGCACAAGCACCGGCAGGCUCACCGCAUGCAGACCACCAUGUCGUCGACUCGUCGGGCAUGGUCGCGGGCAAAUCCAGCGGCGUGAUCAACCCGGACAAAUGGUGCGCACUGUGCGAGCAGGACGGGCACGAGAGCGUCGAUUGUCCUCUCGAAGACGCGUUUGCUUAG